UUCGUUAUCACAGGCCGCGGUCCGAAAUGCGUUCACAGUGCUGAAAGCGUCCUCCAUCCUUGUUGCCUAUUACAUGUCGAAGAAAGAUAGAAGACGCUUUAGCACCGCGAGCGCAUUUCGGACCGCAGCCACAGAUGUAUGCGCGUUUCGCCGUUGCGUUAGUGGUUCUUCGUGAUCAUCAUAUAUUUAUACAACGCCUGCACCCUCGUACACUUUCUGCAGCCGAAAUAUUAAAGGUGCAAAAGGUGCAACGGGAUAAAGCGCGAAAAUAAGAUAUCGCAUCUCAGAACGAGAAAGAACUUUCGUUUACUUUAAUAUAAGAAAAUAAUAAAAAAACAAACGAGUCGACUGUUAUUCUAUUGUGUAACUUGAGUAACUGAGCUACCUACUUGGCUACGUCAAGACAGUCGUUCCCACGAGCAAAAUGAAAGGUUGGAUUAAACGUGACGAGGAAGGCAAAAUAAUCGUAGACAGCAACGGUCUCAUUACAAUUGCGUGCGAAGAUGACGACAUGGCAUUCCAACUGCAUUUAUCGGAGGUUGAAGUAAAAGGGCCACAAUUGUCUCUCAAUGUUAAUGGCAAGGAUGUAGACAUUGACAUUUAUCCAUGGGAUGUGGGUGAAAACGAUUCUGAAAAUGAUAAAGUGAUUGAGACCGAUGCAGUCAGCAUACCGUCAACGAGUAAAGGUGGGAAUGCCGUUUUUCCUUGGUGUGACUCCUCGACGAAGAUCUUCCUUAGGGAGUACAAACUUAAAAGGGAGCUAGUGAAAAAUCGGAAAUUGAAAAACAUGAAACUUGCGUAUCAGGAGAUAUCGCAAAGUUUGCAAGACAAUGGUUUUAACGUAUCUCCGCUGCAAGUGGAGAAUCGAUUCAAAACACUCAAACGUGCUUACAAGAACAUGAUGAUACACAAUAGAAGAAACGGAAGAGGAAAAUACAUCUGCAGUUACGAACAGGAUCUAGAUGAGAUUUUCUCUGCCAAGGAUCUUCUCGGUGAUCUGGAGAUGAAUGGCGAAGAGUUUGAAGCCGAGCAUACAAAAAGUACCAGAGGUCAAAAUACUCUCGUGAGGAACGCCACGUACAAUAUCGAGAAUGUAAAUAGUCUUAGCAAAAGUAAUACUAACAAGGAACAAUGUGCAAGAUUGGAAACCCAACAUUUAAAAAUCAUCGAUAGUUUACAAAGUUGUCAGCGUGCAUUAAAAAAUCUAAUCACUAAAAUGGAUAAUAGAAGUAAAAGUUCGAACGACGUGCAGCACAAGAUCUUACAAAUGUGCAUGGAGAUACGUGACAUGCACAAGGAGGCGUACGCCCGUGCCGAGGAACAGAGACAGAAGGCCAAUCUACAGAUGGAGAUAGGAAAUACUUUAUUGGAAGAAAUAUUAACGACCCUAAAGACGAAGAAAGAAACAUAAUGCAACAAGUCUCAAAUACACACAUCCUAUUUUUCUCUGUAAUAGUUUAAAUAACGAAAUUAAUUUAACUUAUUUGUUAAAUAUGAAUUUAUAGUGCGGACUAUAGAUGAUACUUUUCUCACUGUAUACUUUAUAAUUUCCUAAAAUGUAAAGCUGCUUAAUCGUUCUAA
Molecule: messenger RNA, 1581 nt
Organism: Ooceraea biroi (clonal raider ant)
Lineage: Eukaryota; Metazoa; Arthropoda; Insecta; Hymenoptera; Formicidae
Source: RefSeq, a predicted model, not a curated record